GGUACUUCUAUUUUUCGAGGCGCCAUAUUCGCUUCACUUAAUUCGCUGCAUAAAAUUCAUUGCACCUUGUCGUUCUUGAAAAAUGCUUGAUGCUCGGUCGGCAUGUAAAAUUUUGAUUUGACUCAGAAUGGAUUUAUGAGAUUGGAUAGACGGGAUUGGAGGACGCAUAACAGAAUAAGACCCUAAAUUCUUGAAUUGACCAGAGGAGGCAAUGACUUUGUCAAUGAUUCUUGACUUGAUUUGAUUAGUACCCUGGAAAUAGUAGAAGGCUAGAUUGAAAGUAUGUCACGCUUUCUCAACACAUACUCUAGAUUGAAGCCUGUUUCCAAGAAGGCUGAUGUUGAUGAAUUUUCUGAGCUGCUAAGUUAUGCAGCUGCCAAGAGGAAAACAAAAGUGACUGCCCUCAAGUCCAUUGCAGAAAGUGAGACAGGUGAUCAGGAUGAAGGUAACAUGGCUGAAACAUUUCAAGCCACAAUGAAGAGGAUGUCAAAACCAAUAUCACAAAAGUCAUCAAGAAGGAAGCCAACUCCUCUGAAAAUAGAAGGAAAAAGGUUAGGCGGAAGACACUAUUCCCCAAUGGCUAGAACCUCCCUUCAUGAAGACCCAAGUGAUGAUAUUGAUGACUCCAUUGUGUACCUUUCAGACUUUCUUGAAGAAAACACAACCUUGUCUGAUGCAGAGACGACCCUCACAAAUGCAGAGACUUGUGAAGACUCGGACAAUGAGUACUCUGAUAUUGAGCUACCCAGGGAUUUACCAGAGCAAAAGAGAAAGUCUAGCACCAUAUCGAGCAGAAUUCUGAAACUGACACAGAUGUCCAAUAAGAGAGCGCCAUAUAUGAAGUCCCAAUCAAAAGGUAAUGGCCCUCAAAAUUACAGCCGUGAGUCUUCAUCAUCAUAUUCAAUUCUUGGGCAAGGUUCACCUAAUGGCAACAAGAAGAGGUCCACUUCUAAAAUCUUUUCAGGAGGACAUAAUUUGUCAGAGAAGGAAAAGAAAUUGCAGACUACUACUAGAUCUGUUUACAGCCUUUUGAGCGAAGAAAGCGACACGAGCCUCACUAGAUCUCCUUCAAAGAAAAAAGCAGGGAAUGAACCCAAACUGAAAGUUACUGGCAAGAAAGUACCACUUGCAAAGAAAAGUCCAACAAAGACUGCACAGCCGCAUCAUGAUAGCAUUGGUGAAUUAUCCGGAAAGGAUGGAAAGAAGCAAGUUUCAUUCCAGCUGAAAACCAAGCCCAAAGUCUUUGAUCCUGUAGACCCCAGCAUGAACACUCCUUUCAAUGUCUCCCUACCUCAUUGUUCCUCUUCGAAUAGCAUUCUGAAAAAGACAGCUGUGAUAGAACAUAGUGAUGCAGCUAAUGGGAAGGCCACAAGAGCAACCAGUACACCCCAGAAGUCGAGUACACAUUCAAGGAAGACCCAUGGAUGUCAUAUCAUGGACCUCUCUUUUGAUGUUUCUGCUGUGUCACUGCCCCUGGACAAUGACCUGGUGAUAACAAAAAAACCAAUGAACCAUGAUAAGAUUCAAGAAGUGAAACGAGAUAGAAAGUCAGAAGGACCCGGUGAAACAACAGAAAAUCUGCUAGAUUUUGAGCCAAUGUGUCUCCAGGCAUCUCAGAGCAUUGGUUCGGUGCUAGAGACACAGGUGAAAGAUGAUAGGAGGAAACAUAAUGAAAUGACUCCUUCAACCCAGAUGAAACGUCAGAGCCCAGAGGCUGGUACCCCUUCCAAACAGCUACCCAAGAAAUCAAGAAUCCUUAAACCUUCUAAAGAUGGAGGUCUGGGCAACAGAAAGCGUCUUAACUACCAGCAGCCUGGUGCAUCAGUACCCACUCCGGAGUGUUCGAUCACCACGCUACCGUUUCCUGGGUACAAUCUUCAUCCAUCCAUUGAGCAGAAACCUCCACUACAAGGACACGUCAAUAUGAGGCAUAUCAGACAGCACCCUCAAGAUAUACUGGAGACAAUUCCUGACAGAGCUUUUCUGCAUCUGAAAUCUGCCAUCGGCUAUCACAGUUGAAUAGAGUGCUAUUUUUGCCUACCAGUAGUGCUCAAAGGAAAAAGUGUACACCAGGUUUCACACAUGUGUUCACUACUGUGCUGAAUUAAACUAAGAUUAGACAUAGGUAUACUAAAUUGCACUCAAGCUAUCAACUUUUCAGGAAUACGGCUGAAUACCUGAACGUAUUCAGGCUUAUAUGAUAUGUAGUACGUCAGUCAACAUUAUAUUAAUGGUUUGGUUGUGAUGCAUCCAUUUGAAUACAACUGCAUAAUUGACUGUUUGAACUGAAGGUGUUAUUCAGGAUUUUUGUUGUUUCUUAAUAUUUUUAAAGGACUUUGUUUAUUGAUGUCAUUAUACUACCAGGCAAUGAAAGGUACGAGGAUAUGGUUCACCUUUCAAUAACUGCAUACCUUAACAUUUUUCAGGUCAAUACCUCAUCAGAUAUUGAACCAACUUUAUUUCAGUAUUGUUUUGUUAUGAAUACAGUUUGUGUAGAAUUUGUAGAGAUAUGAAGGUGCUUCCUGGUUGUAAGAUAGUGAAUAUCUAUCCAUGAAAAUGAUGGUUAUUUCAUUUCCUGUAAACUAUAAGCAGAUUUUGUUCCAUGUAUAUGGAGAUCACAUAAUGUUGUGCAUUUGAAAUAUAGAGACUAUGCACAAAGAAGUGCAUUAGAGCCAAAGGGUAUUUGUUUAUUGUAUCUGUUGAAAGUUUUGUAAUGACUUAAUAGAUUAAAAUUUAUUCACUAAUACAUGUAUGUAUUAUAUGUGUGGAAUAUUUUCAAAUUUAUUUACAAGCAUUUCCUGA
Molecule: messenger RNA, 2802 nt
Organism: Strongylocentrotus purpuratus (purple sea urchin)
Lineage: Eukaryota; Metazoa; Echinodermata; Echinoidea; Camarodonta; Strongylocentrotidae
Exons: 16
Coding region: 283-2019 (578 amino acids)
Source: RefSeq, a predicted model, not a curated record